CGAUUGGCCGCGGGCGCAGGGCAGCCAUGGCGGGCAUGGCGGGGUACGUGCGGCUCGGCGCCGCUGCCAGCGCUCCCCUCAUGGGGCUGGGCACAUGGAAGUCCCCCCCAGGUAAGGUGGCAGCUGCGGUGAUGGCUGCCAUCGAUGCCGGGUACCGCCACUUCGACUGUGCCUAUGUGUACCAGAACGAGAACGAAGUUGGGGAGGGGAUCCAGCAGAAAAUCAAGGAAGGUGCUGUGAAGCGAGAGGAUCUCUUCGUGGUCAGUAAGCUGUGGUGCACCUUUCAUGAGAAGCCUCUGGUGAAGGGAGCCUGCCAGAAGACUCUUGCAGACCUGAAGCUGGAUUACCUGGAUCUCUACCUUGUCCACUGGCCUUUUGGCUUCAAGGCAGGAGAGGACCUGUUCCCUGUAGAUGACAAAGGCAUGGCCAUCCCCAGCAACACUGAUAUUCUGCAGACGUGGGAGGCCAUGGAAGAGCUGGUGGAUGCUGGCCUGGUAAAAUCCAUUGGAAUCUCCAACUUCAACCGUGAGCAGAUUGAAAGAAUCUUGAACAAGCCAGGACUGAAAUACAAACCUGCAAAUAACCAGAUUGAGUGUCACCCAUACCUUUCCCAGGAGAAGCUGAUUGACUACUGCCACUCCAAAGGGAUCACUGUGACCGCCUACUGUCCCCUUGGACGUCCUGACGGUUCUAAGCCAGAGGCACCUUCCCUUCUGGAUGACCCCAAGAUAAAGGAGAUUGCAGCCAAGCACAACAAAACCCCAGCACAGGUUCUCCUUCGCUUCCAGGUCCAGAGGAACGUGAUUGUGAUUCCCAAAUCUGUCACCCCACAGCGCAUUGUGGAGAACUUCCAGGUGUUUGACUUUGAGCUGACUAAAGAGGAGAUGGCAACCCUUCUUAGCUUAAACAGAAACUGGAGGAUCUGUGAAAUGGUCACGUGCAAAAAUCACAAGGAGUACCCUUUCAAUGCAGAAUACUGCAUCAUCCCACCUUGGGAGGGAGCCCGGAGCCCACAGCGCAGCUCGGGGAGAAGCGGCGCUCCCCUGGCCAGCCCGCUGUCCCCGCUGUCCCCGGGGCUGUCCCGGGCGUGUCCCGGGCGUGUCCCGGGCCGGGGCGGGCACGGCUCUGCCGUCCUUAAAGGGCUCGGCGGGCGGUGCCAGCGGGCAGCACUCCCGCCUGGAGCCAUGGCCACCUGCGUGCAGCUCUACACCGGGGCCAGGAUGCCCUCCGUGGGGCUGGGCACAUGGAAGUCUACAACUGGGCAAGUGGAAGCUGCGGUGAUGGCUGCCAUCGACGCCGGGUACCGCCACUUUGACUGUGCCUACGCGUACAUGAAUGAGAAUGAGAUUGGGGAAGGGAUCCAGCAGAAAAUCAAGGAAGGUGUCGUGAAAAGAGAAGACCUCUUUGUUGUCAGCAAGCUGUGGUCCACUUUUCAUGAGAAGCCGCUGGUGAAGGAAGCCUGCCAGAAGAGUCUUGCUGCCCUGAAACUGAAUUACCUGGAUCUGUACCUCAUGCACUGGCCCAUGGGGUUCAAGGCAGGAGAGGAGCUGUUUCCCAAGGAUGACAAAGGCAUGGCCAUACCCAGCAACACAGAUUUUCUAGAUACAUGGGAGGCCAUGGAAGAGCUGGUGGAUGCUGGCCUGGUAAAAGCCAUUGGUGUCUCCAACUUCAACCAUGAGCAGAUUGAAAGAAUCUUGAACAAGCCAGGACUGAAAUACAAACCUGCAAAUAACCAGAUUGAAUGCAAUCCAUACCUUACCCAGGAGAAGUUGGUAAACUACUGCCAGUCCAAAGGGAUUGCUGUGACAGCCUACAGCCCCCUUGGCUCUCCUGACAGGCCAUGGGCUAAGCCAGAGGAUCCUGCCCUUCUGGAUGACCCCAAGAUCAAGGAAAUUGCAGCCAAGUACAACAAAACCACGGCCCAGGUUCUCCUUCGCUUCCAGGUCCAGAGAAACGUGAUUGUGAUUCCCAAAUCUGUCACCCCACGGCGCAUUGUGGAGAACUUCCAGGUGUUUGACUUCAAACUGACUGAAGAGGAGAUGACAACUAUUUACAGCUUUAACAGAAACUGGAGAGUCUAUACAAUAAGCAUGGGCAAAACUCACAAGGACUACCCAUUCAAUGCAGAAUACUGAAGAUGGUCAUAUCCUACCCUCCUUCAGAGCCCUCCUAUCAAUUUAUCUGACUUUCUUACUGCAUUUCUCCUCCUGCAGCCAGUGAAGCCACAGCAUGUGUACUCAGUGAUCAUCUUUCAUUUAUUCUUUCUGAAAGAUACAGUAAAAUUGUUCCAAAAGAACGAAA
Molecule: messenger RNA, 2301 nt
Organism: Hirundo rustica (Barn swallow)
Lineage: Eukaryota; Metazoa; Chordata; Aves; Passeriformes; Hirundinidae
Exons: 20
Coding region: 27-2135 (702 amino acids)
Cellular component (GO): cytosol
Molecular function (GO): aldose reductase (NADPH) activity
Source: RefSeq, a predicted model, not a curated record